This is a messenger RNA of Lichtheimia ornata, 924 nucleotides long. RefSeq lists its product as uncharacterized. The coding region runs from base 1 to 924 and encodes 307 amino acids. The transcript has 7 exons. Gene Ontology annotation, molecular function: AMP transmembrane transporter activity; ADP transmembrane transporter activity; FMN transmembrane transporter activity. Gene Ontology annotation, cellular component: peroxisomal membrane. Lineage: Eukaryota; Fungi; Mucoromycota; Mucoromycetes; Mucorales; Lichtheimiaceae. The record is from RefSeq and is a predicted model, not a curated record. Gene Ontology annotation, biological process: transmembrane transport.
AUGUCUGAUAACGUUGCUCAUGCUCUCUCUGGUGCCGGUGGUGGUAUCGUCUCCAUGGCGUUGACUUAUCCUCUCGUGUCUAUCAGCAGCCGUCUUCAAGUUCAAAAGAGUGACCAGGAUAAGGAAGCCUACAAGAACACAUUGGAUGCCUUUGUCAAGAUUCUCGCCAAGGAAGGUCCAAAGGGUCUUUAUGCUGGCUUGAGCUCGGGUGUCUUUGGCAUUGCUGUCACCAACGGUGUCUACUAUUACUGCUAUGAAGCUGUCAAGGCUGUUUUUGAAAAGGCAAAGGGUAAGGGCAAGCCCAUGUCCACUGCCGAGUCCAUGCUUUCUGGUGCUAUUGCCGGUUCUGCUGUUGUCCUUGCUACCCAUCCUAUUUGGACCGUCAACACGCGUCUUACUGUGAGAAAGGGCGUUGACUCUGAAAAGAGCAAAAAGGACAAUGCUUUUGCUGUUGGUAUGCAAAUCUUGCAAAAGGAGGGUAUCGCAGGUCUCUAUUCAGGUGUUAUGGCUGCAUUGGUGCUCGUUAUCAACCCCAUUAUCCAAUACACCGUCUUUGAACAAGUCAAGAACAAGAUCUCCAAGAUGAAGGCUUUGAGCAACUUUGACUUUUUCUUGUUGGGUGCUUUCAGCAAGUUGUGCGCUACUGGUAUCACUUACCCUUACAUUGUUGUCAAGUCGCGUAUGCAAGUCAGCCAAAACCCUGACGAGCGUUAUACCUCCAUCUGGGAUGGUUUCAAGAAGAUCAUUGCUAACGAAGGCAUUGGUGGAUUAUAUAAGGGUAUCAGCUCCAAGAUUGUGCAAAGUGUCUUGACCGCUGCCUUUUUGUUUAUGGCCAAGGAAAUGUUGUUUGACUGGGCCGUUUGGGUGCUUGUCCUUGCUGGUGCCAGAAAGGCUCGUGUUGCUUCUGCAGCUGCCAAAGCAUAA